Messenger RNA from Solanum stenotomum, 848 nucleotides. RefSeq lists its product as uncharacterized. The coding region runs from base 131 to 673 and encodes 180 amino acids. The transcript is spliced from 3 exons. The record is from RefSeq and is a predicted model, not a curated record. NCBI's taxonomy places the organism in Eukaryota, Viridiplantae, Streptophyta, Magnoliopsida, Solanales, Solanaceae.
AAUAGAGGUUUUACUUGGAAGGCCACAACCAUAUGUUGUUUGAACAACUGAAAUUUCUCAAAUUUCAUGUCUGAGUAGGAAAACAUUUCUGAACAUUCUUCACGACAAUCAAAAAGAUGAACGGAUUAUAAUGAGAAAUCUUGUUCAGAACCUGCAAGGAUUUGGAGGCUUUGAUAAUGUGGACAAGGAAAGCGAUCCAAGUUUAGUCUUCAACAACUGUUCUCAUGUUUCUAAGCAAGAUACGCCAACCAAUCCUAGCAAUUUGAUUAGUAUAAAUAUCCAAACUUUAGAAGCUGAAACUAAGAAACAAGUUGAAAAUGAAACUGAGUGUUGUGGACGUGAACACCAAAUAGUUCUUGAUCAUUCUGUAGUUCCCAAGGGGCAUAUUGAAAUGGCUCCGAGUCUAUCAGAAAGAAGGUGGAAAGAAGAUCAACUCGACACAGAACGUGGAGGAAACAAAAGCAUCCAUGAGGUCCUCUGCUGUUCUUAUUCAGGUAAUAGAAGUCAAACUGGUGCAAAUGGGGGAAAAUCCAUCAAUAAGAGAGUUACUAUUCACAUGAGAAACAACAUCAAUUCAUUCCAGGAGCAGAAUGGGAAGGUAAUAAUAUUACCUGAUAGACUAGAAGAGCUAUUCAUACUAGUCACAACAAGGAGAACUGACAAUGAUAGCUGAUCUUGCAGGUCCCGCUUAUAAGCUUGAGUUUCCGACAAUUAGCAAGCCAAGAUCAACCCUCAGAUUUCCUCGAGGUGAUUUCACUAGAGGAGAAGGAGGAGGAGCAAACAAAGAGGAUACUAUCAGUGAAUGAAAUCAUGAAAGGUGAAAGGUCAGAUCCUAAAUGGAGUUUGUA